ACUCCAAAAUGGCACAUACAAGAACUCCAGAAACUUAGGCCAGACUUCAUGGGUUGUUUGCUAGAAGCAUCUUCACAAGGGACCUGCACAACAUGAAAUCUUCUUAACUCCCCAGAGUUCCUCAACGGAUACAAUGGAUACCCACACAGUGGCGUGAGUCCUCGCCUGCGGAUCACCGGGCCGAUGAACAUCAACCACUACGCCACCAAGAAGAGCGUGGCCGAGAGCAUGCUGGACGUGGCGCUCUUCAUGGCCAACGUCACGCAGCUCAAGGCAGUGCUGGAGCAGGGCACUUCCUUCCAGUACUACACCACCCUCAUCGUGCUCAUCAGCAUCUCCCUCUUCUUCCAGGUGGUGAUUGGGAUUAUCCUCAUCAUCACUGCUCGUUUGAACCUGAAUGAUGUUGCAAAGCAGCCCCACCUGAAUAUACUCAACAAUGCUGCCACAGCUCUCAUCUUCAUCACAGUCAUCCUCAACAUCUUCAUCACAGCCUUUGGGGUGCAGAAGACUGGCCUUUACCCUAGGAAUUUUCGACCUUAUUAAGUCAUGGGGCAAUGGAGUCAGGACCUGAGCAACACGGCUGGCAGGAAUAACUCUCCUCCUCUACAUGUUCACCGACCUCGGCAGGAGCCCAUCGACAGAGCUGAGUUAACCUUUCCAACGUGUGUGUGUGUGUGUGAUGGUGUAUCAGCACUUACCCUAAUGCUUCUGCAGCCCCGAAGGGGUGGAAGCUUUGACUUGCAAAGCUAGAGAAAACUUUGCUAAAGAGGGCUGCAGGAGCUUCAAGGCACAGCUCUGCAAAGCUCAUCUCUUCUUUCAGCUGCCUGCUCCUCACGCCCCACAGUUCAUGUUAUAGAGAAGUCUGGAUGCUUUCCAUGAGAAAAUCCAGCUUUGUUGUCUAAAAUGCUGCACUUAAAGCCAAGCUGCCUAACUGUUUACCUCCCAAAUGCUGCUGCCAUGGAUUUCUCAGCCUGAAACCAAAAGUAGUUCUCAUGGCAGGAUAGAAAAGUGUGUGUGUGUCCAUCUGGAUGCAGCCAGCCCAAAGCUUUUCCUAGCUGCUGGAAGCUAAAUAGGACCCAGCUAAGAAAACAAGUAGAUCGUUCCAGCAAUGCAAGGUUAACAAUGGUCUGAUGUCGGCAGCACGAACCUAUCAGGAAUGAUGUCAGAGUAACCUAACAAGCUGUAGGAGAAAAUCCAGCACCAAUGUACACACACAGCACCUCCAGGCUCAGCACCAUUGUACACACAGCACCCCCAGGUUCAGAACCAUUAUACUCACAGAGCACCUCCAGGCUCAGCACCAUUGUACACACAGCACCCCCAGGUUCAGAACCAUUAUACACACAGAGCACCCCCAGGCUCAGCACCAUUAUACUCACAGAGCACCUCCAGGCUCAGCACCAUUAUACUCACAGAGCACCUCCAGGCUCAGCAUCAUAUACACACACAGCAUCUCCAGGCUCAAUACCCUUAUACUCACAGAGCACCCCCAGGCUCAGCACCAUUAUACUCACAGAGCACCUCCAGGCUCAGCAUCAUAUACACACACAGCAUCUCCAGGCUCAAUACCCUUAUACUCACAGAGCACCUCCAGGCUCAGCACCAUUAUACUCACAGAGCACCUCCAGGCUCAGCAUCAUAUACACACACAGCAUCUCCAGGCUCAAUACCCUUAUACUCACAGAGCACCCCCAGGCUCAGCACCAUUAUACUCACAGAGCACCUCCAGGCUCAGCAUCAUAUACACACACAGCAUCUCCAGGCUCAAUACCCUUAUACUCACAGAGCACCUCCAGGCUCAGCACCAUUAUACUCACAGAGCACCUCCAGGCUCAGCACCAUUAUACACACACAGCACCCCCAGGCUCAGCACCAUUAUACACACACAGCACCCCCAGGCUCAGCACCAUUAUACACACACAGCACCUCCAGGCUCAGCACCAUUAUACACACACAGCACCUCCAAGCUCAGCACCAUUAUACACACACAGCACCUCCAGGCUCAGCACCAUUAUACACACACAGCACCUCCAGGCUCAUUGCCACUGUGAGCAGCGACAGGGGUACAGUGUGUGUGCGUUGCUUCCCUAAAAACAUCACCAGAAUCAGUUAGGGUCUCAUCAUUAAGGGCAAUGGUUUAAAAUGUAUCAUUUUUAUACUGAAAGGGCUGGGAAUCUUUUGGACUAGAAGAGUACCCUCAAAAUGGAUUCAUGAUUUUCCAGAUUGGUUUGUUGGAGUAAAAAGUUUUCACUUCUAAAUCUUGCAAUGUUGUGGUAAUGCUUUUAAAGGACCAAAAAAAGGGGAAUUUCAGAGCCUGGUGUAAGCCUGUUUCACUAAUUAAAUGCUUUUCUGAGUGCUAAA
Molecule: messenger RNA, 2361 nt
Organism: Pogoniulus pusillus (Red-fronted tinkerbird)
Lineage: Eukaryota; Metazoa; Chordata; Aves; Piciformes; Lybiidae
Gene: NINJ2
Product: ninjurin 2
Exons: 4
Coding region: 184-543 (119 amino acids)
Biological process (GO): cell adhesion; tissue regeneration
Cellular component (GO): membrane
Source: RefSeq, a predicted model, not a curated record